CCUCCAUCACCGUGGAAACACUGCCCUGAGCCACUUCCCACAGGCCUUCCGGAAGCCGCCCCUCAGAGCCUUCUCGAAAAAUGCCAGACAAGUGCACACUGCCCCUGCUCGAGCCUUGUUCCGGUUGCGCCCCCUGCCCAUUCUGGUUUUGACUGGCGGCGGCGGGUACGCGGGUUACCGGCAGUAUGAGAAGUAUAGGGAGCAAGAGCUGGAGAAGCUGGGAUUGGAGAUUCCGCCCAAACUCGCAGGUCCCUGGGAGUCCCUGCUCCGCCCAGUGGUCUCCGAGCCGAGGGCCGAGGAAGCGGCCCACCAGCCACCGUCGAGCAGUGACAGCCCCGCUCCUGGGGGGAAGGGCGGAAGGAGGAGGAACAAAGGCGCCCGGGCUGGCGCCGCCUCCCUGCCCGCCCACCAUGUGUCAGUCAGAGGCGAGGCGAGGGCCGGAGCUCAGCUCGGCGAAAUGGUUGCACUUCCCCCAGCUGGCCCUGCGACGGAGGCUGGGACAGCUGAGCUGCAUGUCCAGACCCGCGCUGAAACUGCGCUCCUGGCCCCUGGCGGUCCUCUACUACCUCCUGCCCUUCGGUGCCCUCAGGCCGCUCAGCCGGGUGGGAUGGAGGCCCGUGAGCAGGGUGGCGUUGUACAAGUCGGUGCCCACGCGCUUGCUGUCGCGGGCCUGGGGUCGCCUUAACCAGGUGGAGCUGCCACACUGGCUGCGCAGGCCGGUCUACAGCCUGUACAUCUGGACCUUCGGGGUGAACAUGAAGGAGGCGGCCGUGGAGGACCUGCACCACUACCGCAACCUCAGCGAGUUCUUCCGGCGCAAGCUGAAGCCGCAGGCCCGGCCCGUGUGCGGCCUGCACAGCGUGAUCAGCCCGUCAGAUGGGAAGAUCAUCAACUUCGGGCAGGUGAAGAACUCGGAGGUGGAGCAGGUGAAGGGCGUCACCUACUCGCUGGAGGCCUUCCUGGGCCCUCGAACCUCCGUGGAGGACCUGCCCUUCCCACCAGCCGCCUCCCACUCCUUCCGGAGCCAGCUGGUCACCCGAGAAGGGAACGAGCUCUACCACUGCGUCAUCUACCUGGCCCCCGGGGACUACCACUGCUUCCACUCGCCCACCGACUGGACCGUGUCCCACCGGCGCCACUUCCCAGGCUCCCUGAUGUCUGUGAACCCCGGCAUGGCCCGCUGGAUCAAAGAGCUCUUCUGCCACAACGAGCGGGUGGUCCUGACCGGGGACUGGAAACACGGCUUCUUCUCGCUGACAGCCGUGGGGGCCACCAACGUGGGCUCCAUCCGCAUCUACUUUGACCGGGACCUGCACACCAACAGCCCGCGGUACAGCAAGGGCUCCUACAACGACUUCAGCUUCGUGACCCAGGCCAACAGGGAGGGCAUCCCCAUGCGCAAGGGCGAGCACCUGGGCGAGUUCAACCUGGGCUCCACCAUCGUGCUCAUCUUCGAGGCCCCCAAGGACUUCGACUUCAAGCUGAAAGCGGGACAGAAAAUCCGGUUUGGGGAGGCCCUGGGCUCCCUCUAGGGCCUCUCCCAGCCGCCGCCGCUGAGGGACCUAAACAGAAAUGGGCGAGUUUUUGAGGGGAACCUCCUCAGCUGUCUGGAGGGGACUCUCAGGACCAGGGGUCUGACCAGGCAGGACCUGGGUGACUUCUGCUCCUGCUGUCCCAGAGGAGUGGGCGAGGCCAGAGCCGGUAAUGCCCAAGACAUCCGUCAUCCCCUCUGCUCACCCUAAAGAGAAAGUAAGUGUGGGGCUGGUCAGAUUCCCUUCCCGAGAAGUUUAACCCCAUUUGCAUAAACCAGAGCCCUGCCUCCUGGCUGAGCGUCCUCUGGUCUCGGUUUGUUAAGAGGGUAAGUGGCACUGCACCUUUUCGCUGCUCCUCCCAUCACUACUUUUGGCCUCCCCUCCCGACAGGUGCCUCCUGGCACUGACUGGGCCCGCCUGCCCCGCGCAGGACCACCAGCCUGUAACGUAACUCCUUUGUUUCCAAACACGGCCCCCCUGCUCACCGGGAGGCCUUCUUCACACUGGGGGCGACUCAGCCAGGUUUGACGAGACAAGGAGCUUUGCAGACCUGUCGAGGCCGGUUCCUGAACCCCGACUCUGUCCCCCGUGAAUGGGGCAGGCAGGUAGUCAUGGCCACACGGGCUAGGGGAGAACUGGGUCUCUCUCCCCAAGAUCCAGCCCUCCAUAAGUAGGGGAAGUUGCUGCUGUUGGUUCGGGGGCGUAUGCGGGAGGCAGAGGAGCCCUGGUGCACUGGGUGGAAGGCAGGGCCGGUGCCUAGAAACCCUGUCCCAAGGGUGGGCAUGCGUCCUUGGGGAGCCACCGAGAUGGCCCAGGGUUCCCGGCUCCUGGGGACUCCGCAUUUCUCCUGCAGGAGAAGCCAUUUGAACUUUUCAACUGUAUCAGUAGCACAGUAUUUUUGUAUGAAAAGUGGGAGACUUCUGAACAGUGAUUCAUGUAAUUGCAACAUUUUGAAAUAAUUAAAA
This is a messenger RNA of Pipistrellus kuhlii (Kuhl's pipistrelle), 2497 nucleotides long. It is a transcript of the gene PISD, whose product is annotated as phosphatidylserine decarboxylase. The record is from RefSeq and is a predicted model, not a curated record. NCBI's taxonomy places the organism in Eukaryota, Metazoa, Chordata, Mammalia, Chiroptera, Vespertilionidae. The transcript is spliced from 9 exons. Gene Ontology annotation, cellular component: mitochondrion. The coding region runs from base 186 to 1532 and encodes 448 amino acids. Gene Ontology annotation, molecular function: phosphatidylserine decarboxylase activity. Gene Ontology annotation, biological process: phosphatidylethanolamine biosynthetic process.